GUAAAAUCCGCUCCCUCCCUCCCUCCCCCUCCUCCUCUUUUCCUGGAGGGAAGGGAGCGAAGUGAUGGAUUAAAGGAUGCGCCUCCUUUCCGAUUAAUGGAAAAGCGGCGGCGGCGGCUGCUGCGGCGGCGACGACGCCGAGUGGGAAAGCAGGUGGCUGAGAAGCCAUUGUCGCCGCCCCUCCGCAAGUCCUCGGUUGGAAAAGUGGGUCUCUUCAACCGCUGCAGCAGCAGCUAUGGCGACCGAUACCCACGCGACACGUUGGGAUCAUCUGCAUUCCCUCCCCACACUUCUGCCUCCCAUCUACUGCUGAUGCCGCCAUGUGAAGACAAGACUCCCACGGCUACCCACCUGUUUUGGCCCACCGACUCUCAUCUUUCCUGCAUCCCGGGUGAUGCGUCAGAAUUGUGUGCUCCCCCACCACCUCUGCCUCCACCUGCUGCUUGGACAGCUACUCAACUCAUCUGUGCUGCACAGGCUGCGGCUGCUGCCAGACACUGUUGGCCCCUGCGCCCUUGCUGCUUCCGGUGCUGGCCACACCCCCACUGAUGAUGAUGAUGAUGAUGACCUUAACUAGGGCUUAUUUUUGGGGUAGGGCUUAUAUUAGGAGCAUGCUAAAAUCAGGGCUUCUUUUCGGGGUAGGCCUUAUUUUAGGGUAGUAUAGGGUAGUAUAGUAUAGGUAGUAUAGGUAGUUUAGGGUAGUAUUUUGUCUGUCUAUGGAAAAAACAGAAAAAGGACAAUAGAAAAAGGAGGCUAAGGAGAGAUAAAGAGCGAUCCAUUUUUGAAUUUGGUUCCAUAGCUUCCAAAUUCCAUAGAAUUUGGUUCCACUACAGCUUCCAGAGUUGUGAUGUAACAGCCAGUUAUUUUCCUAUUGGGAAACUUUCCUGUUUAAAACAGCCAAGCUUCUGUUGUAUCAAAAUAAUUCAGCUAAUGGCUAAUGGCUAAGAAGUCUCAGAGAAAGGGAAAAGAGGUUCUGGCAUUUUAGCGAACUGGGGGGAAAUAUAAUUUUCCUUAAGGAAAUGUACAUAUUAGAUAUUUUUUAAAAAAUAAUAUAUUUUUUUUCUGUUCAAUUGGGUCUAAUUCUUGGAGACUGCCUGGACAAGUUGAAGUUUUCUUGGCAAGGUUUUUCAGAAGUGGUUGGAAGUCUCAAAUAGAUGAUUUCAUAUUGGGCCACUAGAGUUACUCCUGAAGCAAUUGGGUUCCUCUCUGCUGUUGGGGUCUUUAUAGUUCUCCUUGCAGUCCUCUCCCUCUUCAUCAACAAGAAGCUCUGUUUUGAAAAGAUUGGAGGUCUUCCCUGCUUGGAGCAACAAGGGAAGCACAAGCACUACAAAGAAAAAUCUGGGGUUCGGGAGGGUCUUGCUCACAGAGCACUGAAUCUGAUACGCUGGCAAAGAGGAACAGCUGGAAUUUAUGACCAUCACAGGUUUUGCUCAUUAAUAUAUAAAAGUAUGGCUUCAGAGGAUGUCUUAAGCUUCUUCCAGCCUUUUUCCUCCUGGAUAUCUCGAGUCUAUGAGGCUUUCCAGCAAGCAGGAGAAUCCUUAUCUUCUUCGUUGAAUAAUCUGGGAAGCAAACCAGAUCAAAAUGGAUUUGAUGGGGAAGAUGAGGAUUUAGAAGACAGUGAUGGGCUUUAUGAACGCUACUCUGUAGGUUCUGAUGAUGACAGUAUUUCAAGUCAGGAGAGUGAGAAAUCUCAUCAAUCUUCAUCAUCCUGUCAAGAUCUUGCUUCACCUGAAUCUUCAGAUCUUGAUUUGAUUUGGCCUGAGCAGGAAGGAACCACCCCCCACACCUCGGAGGAAUACUUUGAGGAUGCCUCCCACGGAGUCUACCAAAGUUACAAGAGUUAUCAAGCUAUGGAAGCUCUCCCCACUAUCCCUGAGGAGGAGGAACAUCUCCACUCCAAGCAAAUUAAGAACCUUUCAUGUAGCUGGGAUGUGAACAGUUAUGGGGAUGAUGAAGAUCUAACAACAUCCUCAGACAGUGAUGAAGAGGUGAUUAAACAGUUUGAGAUCUCAGUUUCUCGUUCGCAGAGCUUUCGAUCAGGAGUUUCUGAAAAAGGAAUCCAAGCAGGUUUGGAGCACAGGCCAAAAUUUAACAGCUUGUUGUCAAAUCAUGAAGAAUACAGUACUGAGGCCUCUGAAAGUGAAGAUUUAGAUGGGUUCAGCCACCUGAGUUACCAGGACAACCUGUCUUCUCAUGAAGAUGACCUUCUAUCCAUCAGUUCGAGAGUGGUGGAGAGCAGGGGCUCUGGGCAGCCAAAAGACUCUGAGGUGGAUGUUAGUGCCACACUCAGCCUCAGCCGACAAGAAACCGAAGGGAGUUUGGAAAUGGAAACAGCUUUCAGCAACCAAGGAUUUGAAGGGAAUGAUGAAACUGACAGCUCAUCGGCUUGGAGUCCAGAGGAACAUGAAGAAGCAAGUGUUCUUCCAGCUCAUACUAGUGCCUAUGAGCCAAUUUCAAGAUGUGGUGACUUAGAUGUCAUCUUUGAUUACAAACCAUCGAGCCAGAAAUUGGUGGUGACUAUUGUCGAAGCUAAAGAUAUCCCAGACAAGGACCGCAGUGGAGCAAGUACCUGGCAGGUACACACAGUCCUGAUGCCCAGCAAGAAACAGCGAGGGAAGACAAGUGUCCAGAAAGGGCCCAACCCAUUGUUCAAGGACAAAGUGACCUUCACUAAAUUGGCACCUGAAAUGCUGAGCAGCUACGCUCUCCGGUUCCGUCUCUAUUCUGUGCGCAAAAUGAUGAAGGAGAGAAUGAUGGGGGAGCAGUUGUUUUAUCUUAGCCACCUCAACCAAGAGGGGGAAAUGAAGACCACACUAGUUCUGGAACCAAGGAGCAACUUAUGUAGUGGAGGUUCCCAACUGAGUCUCUCGGCUAUCUCUCACAGUGACAGUGCUUCUUCAACCCAGUCUCUGUCCCAUGGAGGAGUUCCAGAAUUGCUAGUAGGACUAUCCUACAAUGCUACAACGGGCAGACUAUCAGUUGAGAUGAUCAAAGGCAGCCACUUCCGGAACCUUGCCAUUACCAGACCACCAGAUAGCUAUGGGAAACUCUGCCUUCUGAACUCUGUCGGUCAAGAAAUGUCUCGUUGCAAGACAUCUGUUCGACGAGGACAGCCAAAUCCUAUCUACAAAGAGACGUUUAUCUUCCAAGUUGCCUUGUUCCAGCUCUCAGACGUCACCCUGAUGAUCUCCAUUUACAAUCGCCGCAGUAUAAAGCGCAAAGAGAUGAUUGGCUGGAUUUCUAUGGGUCAGAACAGUAGUGGAGAAGAAGAGUUAAGUCAUUGGCAGGAGAUGAAGGAAUCCAAAACACAGCAAGUGUGUAGGUGGCAUAUGCUCCUGGAGUCUUAAUGGAAACCUCAGCAGUUCCAACAGGUGCAAGGCAUCCUUCUUCCCAUAUAAAGGACUAUAUCAUCGGUUUCUAUUAUAACUGGACUUCUAAUGCUCUUUCCUAAUGGAAUUAUUCUGUUAGGUUAUUGCCCUUUUAUUUUUAGUUAUAGGAAAUUGCUUGAAGUAACAGGUAGGCAAAUUGGGUUAGAACUUUAUGCUCUCCCUUCGCCCGUCAAGAAUUGAGAUUGAGUGUUCAAUAUCAUCCCAGUAUCUUCACUGGUAAUGAGAUUUGCUCUUGGUCAUGUCGCUAUAAAAAGCCAAAUUUGGUUGGGUGGGGUAUGUGCCUUUGUUAUGAGGAAAGGCUGCAAAAAUGAUCAAAAAUGAUCAUGAAAUAGUGAUCAUGAAAAUAGUAUACAGUGGUUCCUUGUUACUCAUUGUUAAUUGGUUCCGGGUGCUGCAAUAAGUACGAAAAAUGAUGACUUCCAAACAAAUUUUUCACAUAAGGAAUAAUGUAAAUAAAUGUAAUCCAUUCCCAAACCAAAGACAAUGCACAUUUUAAGGCAAUGUGUAAAAAGACAGGGUUGUAUAUCAUUAUUUUAGAAAUAAAUCUAAAAAUAAACACUUUAGAUUAAAUAAAAUAAAAACUUCACUUUACCUGUACUGAUGAGGUAGGGGGAAAGCUCAAAAAUACACAAAAUGACCACAGAAGUUAAGAUAACACUGCAAAGAGAUGUGCCUAGGACAAGAGUUAUCUCAUGAUUAACGCAUCAACCUUUGUUUCACCUGGAAAGGAUAGCGAGUCAUGAGGCAGCCAACACCGACAAGUUCUACCUUGUGCAUUGAGUACCAAACAAAUAAUGAGUUUCAAAGCAGUUGAGUACCAAGGUUCCACUGUAUUUGGUCAGUUUUGUGGAAUGGUUUCUGGCCUAACCCACUUUUUCAUCCCAGAAUCAUUCACUUACGAGUACUUGGCUCAGUCCUAAUUCUCUGACUGCAAUAAAUAAGAUGGAUUUUGAUUCCUGACAAAUAAGUCACUUAAAAUUUUCUCUUUAUAAAAAGAGACUUCCCAAAGGCUUAGUUUGAACCAUGUGCACAUAUACCAGAAUAUACCAGAUAUGUGUAUAUUAUCAUUAAUGCGACUUAAUCAUAAAAUGACAUUGAACUCGGAGUGUUCAGUGUCCUGCAUUUACUGUAUUUGGGUUUUUUCCAGAAAGAUAGCUAUAUUUCAACCUGGCUACUUGAAUGUUCCAUGACAGCAAAGAAAUAACAUGUGGAUGUGGGCUCCAUCUAUUCCUUUUAAUCUAUAAUGUUCUUUUCUCUUAGGAGCAGCCAAACACUUGUGCUUUAUAUUAAGUUCUCCAUAGGCAUGCAUGUAUUAUUACUGUUAUCACCAUGGAAGCCAUGGGUCCCCUUAGCAGUUCUAGCUCUAUGAAUGCUAAAAAAAGAAAUCAAGAGACUGGAUGCCUGCAGUAUUGAUAGCAGCUUUCUUGAAGCUGGUACCAUCCGAAUGUGCAGAACUUUAAUUGUGAUGUUCCUAACUAGGAAGACGUCUGAUUGGGAAAGGUUGAUUUUAAGAAAGUAUAGAGUUUCAGGGAUUAUUUAUAAAGAUUAUAGUGGUAAAAAGGACACCUUCCUUUGUUAGGAGACUCUGGAAUUUGCUCAGAUACCUUUUGACAAGUGAUCUCUCCUGAUAAUUGACUUCUCUGGAAAGCUUCAUAAGAGCCUCUGCAGCAUGCAAAAAAACAGAACAAAAACCCACAACAGUUUUGAGAAACACACUAUUUUAAAUAACUUGUAAAUAAACUUCAAAACCAUCUUAGAAAUGGGCCAGAGUGUAUAUUUAUAAUAUGAUGCUGGUGAUGGGGACUUCCUUAUUUAAAACCUGGCCACCAGGUUUUAAAGUAGAUUUCAGGGGUGAAAUCUAUUUACCUUCCGUACCGGUUUGGAAGUGCACAUGAUGCACACACAUUAAAAAACACAUUACUUCCUGGUUAAAACCAGGAAGUAAUGACACCCGGGCAGGUGGGCAGAGCUUUGCUCCGCCACCGCUACCGGAUUGCUGAACCACUGGCCAAGAUCGCUACCGGACCGGGUGAUCUGGCCCAAUCCGGGAGCACUUCACCCCUGCCAUGGGGGAAACAAAACCUGUUACAGAACACUAAUUCACCAUAAUACUGCCUGUCCUCCUAGGCAUCCCAUCCUACCGGACACCAUUUAGGGUCCUGCUUAUUUUAUCUUUGUCUUUUGUGGGAUCCGCUUGGCCCAUUUUCUACUGCAGGGCUUUUGCAGCUACUUAUUGUUUCUAUAUUGUGAGGAAACUUAAAGGGCCCAUUUGAAUCUCAAAGGCAUUCUAGAAAAUAAAAAUUAUGGUUGGAUAGCAUAUCUUGUCAUAUUUUCCUGAUACUUUUAUUUUAAUAUAUAUUAUAUUGUUUCCAUGUUUUAAAUAAAAUUGUUGUUCUUAAAUGUAAAAAGUCCAAUGGGACAGGGAGCCUGGGAAAUAAUAAGGAAAGUGAAGUAUUCACCUUUAGGCACCGUGUUGGGAACAACCAAAAUAGGCUGUUGACUAGAUAUAAAGCCUUCCUGUCCAAGCUCUUUUCUAAAAUUCUGAAGAUCAAAAUUGAGGAUCUUCUGCUUGGAAAGAAUAUACAGUAUACUGCAACUCAGUGAUGGCCUUUCUAGAGGAAUGGCCUUUUUAAGUUUUACAAACAUUUUACAAAGAGAUACAUCAUUUGCUGGUUUCUCUUUAACAGGAACAAAAAUUAAAACAGGUUGAUUGAAGAACUGCAGGACAGAGGAAUCUCUUUCAAAAGGCAUACUGUGGAUUAUACUUUUAUUAUCCAAAAAUUUAUAAUGCUUCUUUGCUUCAGAAUUAUUCUUUUCCUUAUAUGAAAAUGUGCAGAUUUUAUUGGCGGAAACUCAAAAAAAUCAAUGACUUCUGAGAGAAGAGAGAUCAAGUUUUCUUGAUAAUGCAGAUGAGAUCAAGAGUGCAGUACUGCAUGCUGCUCAUCUUAUUUUUCUUUUUAAAAAUCUGUUUCUUCAAUGGGAAAAAAAAAAAGCUUGCUACCCAUUCCGGAACAGGGGUCAGAGAGGACCUCUUACCAAUAUGUCUCCUUUUUCAAGCUGCAUGCCAAAAAUUUAUAGGUUGCAUUUCCUCCCCCACCUCUGGAAAUCACCAAGGGCCCGUAAACUCUGAGUAAUCUGUGAUGCACUCUGUUAAAUAGGAAAUAAUAAUGUAUCCCAAAGCAUCAAAGAAUUCAUCUUUUAACAACAGCAGAUUCAGCAUGUUAAGGCAGCUUUUCUUUCCCUGCAUUGUUCAAAAGGUUGCAUGAGAAGGUUCCUGUUUGGCAUCCAUCUCACGGAAACAGCUUGUGCAAUCCAUCUCGGAGGACCUCCUGUUUUAAUUGCCUGCCAGAUUUCACUAGAGAGAGUGCCAAAGCCAGGGUGGAUGAAGGGGGCUUCUGUUGGAACACAUGAUGAAGCCCUGCUAAUUUGUAAUGCCAAAAAGCCCACCUUUUCAUUUCAGUGAUGGAUCUGUAUAAAAGCAGAACAGGACUGCAGUGAGAUCCUUCAAAUGCAUCUCUCAAUUAUUUUGCCAUGCACGUGGAUCUAUAAUUCUUGAGGCCAUACAUGACGGCUAUGUAUCACACUAAUUGAAUUCAGCUAUAGUGAGUUGCAGGAAAGCCAACCAACUGAGAUUUAUAAACCAUCAUUUAUGGCUUUAGGGUGAACCCAGCCAAUUAUGACCUAAGAAACCAUGGACAAACACAGUGUUUGAAUGUAGCCAGUGAAAUGGCUUGGGUUUGGAGCUGCCUAGGAAGUAACUUGGCCCAGGAACAGAAAUUACUUUAAAUUUCAUUUCUAGGAAGAAACUGGGACUUAAUAAUGACAUUUGUAAGUCUUUUUUUUUUUUUUAAUUAGGAAGGCAUCUUUUGGGGUGGGUGUUUCAAAAUGAGCAAGAUGAUGAUUGUGGCAUUGCAGUGGAAGUCUCACCCUGUUUAUACUUGCAUUGGCAUUAGCAGACAUCUACCAAAUGGAUAUGAUUUGCAUUAGGACAUCUGACUUGCCCUCUUGCUCUUUUUGACCCACAGAAAGAUGAUGCUGGAUGCAGAAGAAAAUAUACUUCAUAGUAUGAAGUAAGGCAGAGAUGGAAAAUUCGGAAGAAAUUGCCAGACAGUUGAGCUAUCUAAAAGCACAGAGAAAAAACUACACACUUAAACUUCAUGGAACCACCUGACUUUGGCUAAUCUCAAAAAACUAAGCAAGAUUGACUCCAGCUACUACUUGUAUGAGAGAACAUCCCAGGAAAUUCCUGGGCUGUAGGUCAAACUAGAAGCUUUAAAAAAACAUCUAGGAAGAAGGGGUUGGCAAACUGAUUUUGGUUUUUGCCAAAAAUGCUGAUUCCUCCCACAAAACGUCUUCAGUCUCAAUUUAAGCACUAUAGAGAUCUAAAAGGAUGAACAAUCUUUUUUUUAAUGCUUCCACUCAGUUGGAUAAACUCUCAAGACUUAAAAGAUUUUUUCAAAUGAGUUUUGAGCAAAAAAAAUUUAAAUAAAUAAAAAUUAAAGGCAGGCAGAGUUAGCACACCAUGAAGGUCUUAGGAGAUUUCCAGAAUUGCAAACUAUAUUAAACAUAGUACUUUGAGCUUAAUUCUGAGACUGCAUACCACCUACAGUGAACAGCAGAAAAAUAGUUAAUGGUCUUCUCAGAGAACCAGCAUGCUAUCUUGCCAUGCUAUUCUUCCUCUAGAGAAAGAUUUGCCAAGCAGUUAUCUUUCAGCCUGCCUUACAGGUAGUCCUUGACUUAAAACUGUUUGUUUAGUGACCAUUCAAAGUUACAAUGGCACUGAAAAAUGUGACGUAUGACUGUUUUUCAUAGUUAUGACCAGGGGUGAAAUCCAGCAGGUUCUGACAGGUUCUGGAGAAAUUUUGAGUAGUUCGGAGAACCGGCAAAUACCACUCUGGCUGGCCCCAGAAUGGGGUGGAAAUGGAGCUUUUGCAAUAUCCUUUCCCCAGAAGUGGGGAGGGAAUGGGGAUUUUGCACUAUCCUUCCCCUGAAGUGGGAUGGGAACGGAGAUUUUGCAGUAUCCUUCCCCUGCCACACCCACCAAGCCACACCACACCACCAAGCCACGCUCACAGAAGAGGUAGUAAAAAAAUUUGGAUUUCACCACUGGUUAUGACCUUUGUGGCAUCCCCAUGAUCAGGUGAUCAAAAUUCAGAUGCUUGGCAACUGGUUCAUAUUUAUGGCCUUUGCUGUGUCCCAAGGGGAAUCAUGUGAUUCCCCUUUUGCCAUCUUCUGAGAAGCAGAAUCAAUGGGAAAAUCCCAUCCUCUUAGCAACCGGGUUCCUAACUCAUCAACUGCAGUGAUUCGCUUGGCAACUGUGGCAAGAAAGGUCGUAAAAUGGGGCAAAACUCACUCAACAAAUGUCUCACUUAACAGCAGAAGUUUUGAGCUCAAUUGCAGUCAUAAGUCAAGGACUACCUGUAUUUUGUGUGUUUCCAAGGAACUGUCAUCCUUGGUUCCCAGAUUGAGUUCUUAUAAUCUAAGAGUAAGAGACUUUGUUCUGCUAGAAUCUUUUAAUACAGAAAACGUGACCACCCCAAAACCAGAUAUUGAGCUCAUCUGUGCCUCAAUUCUGCAGCUCCUUAUAAACCCCUUUGCUGCUGCUUAGAGCAGCAGUUCUUUACAUGCUUACUUAGGAGUAAGCCCCAAUUUUUCAACUCCUUACCAUCUUUUUCUGAGAACACCUGCAUAAGAUUUGCUGUACAUCUGCUUCUGCCAUUGGUCUGAAUAGAGGCGUUCUUUAGGUUAUCAUAAUUCAUGUCUGUGCCAAAAAGGCUUUACAUUUCAUUCUCUUUUUCAAGAACAAAAUAUAUAGAACAUUUUGAAAACAAAUCUCCCCAAAUACUGGGUAUUCUGUCUAUAUAUACGCUAUGGAGGAUACAAUGGCAUAUUGAAGGUUGAAGUAUGUUAAAUAAAUAUUGGAUCCCAUGCAAGUCUACAUAUGGUGCUCCCUCAAUUCAGGUAGAAUGAGUGUAAAGGGAUGUUGAAUGUUUUGCAAAGGCUGUUGCUCAGAUAUCCUUCCUGUUUCUGUUGAUCCCUGUGCAGAGUGGUCUCAGUAGAUCAUAUAUAGAUACAACCUCUUCUCAUUCAAGUUUUUUUUAAAGACUUGCUAAAGCACAGUAGAGUUGAGCAGUGGAUUGGUAAGAAUAGAAGCCUCGGUUAUUAAAAGAUCAUUUCUUUAGGAUUAAAAAAGCACAGUUUAUAGGCAAUAUCUGCAUUUGAAAAACAAACAAAACACACCUGUGUUCUGGCGUAUACAACUAACCUUGAUUAAAUGUUAUAUUACUUUUUAUUGACAAAACUAAAUGUACAUUUGAUGUUUUUUGAUUUUUUUUGCUUUGUGAAAGAUGUAUCGAAAUGUGCAAGAUUAAACUUACAACGUUUCCGUUAA
Messenger RNA from Pantherophis guttatus, 9780 nucleotides. NCBI's taxonomy places the organism in Eukaryota, Metazoa, Chordata, Lepidosauria, Squamata, Colubridae. The record is from RefSeq and is a predicted model, not a curated record.